Molecule: messenger RNA, 4349 nt
Organism: Brienomyrus brachyistius
Lineage: Eukaryota; Metazoa; Chordata; Actinopteri; Osteoglossiformes; Mormyridae
Gene: frmd4ba
Product: FERM domain containing 4Ba
Exons: 24
Coding region: 245-3232 (995 amino acids)
Biological process (GO): establishment of epithelial cell polarity
Cellular component (GO): adherens junction; bicellular tight junction; cytoskeleton
Molecular function (GO): cytoskeletal protein binding
Source: RefSeq, a predicted model, not a curated record
AAAAGGUGUCGGUGGUGGCGGCGCUAAUUUGAUCGGUGGUCGUAUUUCGGGCUGCCAGACAGACAGCAGGCGAGGCGUGGUAUGCGGACGGGACCGGCGCGGCGCGGCUUCCUGCUACCACGCAGAGUCGCUCACUUUCCGCGUCUGUAGACGGCGAUUCUGGUCAACGGGGAUAUUAAGGCGUUCCCGGUCCCGGUAAAAGAUCCGAUAAAAUUCAGGAGGUGGAUAUACAGAUAAAGGAGAGAUGACAGAGGGCAGACUCUGUCAGGUUCACCUCCUGGAUGACAGGAAGCUGGAACUGAUGGUACAGCCAAAGCUCCUGUCCAGGGAACUCCUGGACUUAGUAUCUUCCCACUUUAACCUUAAGGAGAAGGAGUACUUUGGAAUCACCUACACAGGUGACACGGGGCAGUGCAAGUGGCUGCAGCUGGACCGCAGAGUGCUAGACCACGACUUCUCCAAGAGGACAGGACCAAUCUCCCUGAAAUUCCUGGUCAGGUUCUAUAUUGAGAACUUUUCAUUUCUGAAAGAAAACACCACAGUAGAACUGUUUUUUCUGAACGCCAAAGCUUCAGUGUAUAAUGGUGACAUUGAAGUGGAGAGUGAGGAUGUUUUCAAACUAGCCGCUUACGCAUUACAGGAAGCUAAAGGAGACUACACGAGCGAUGAAAACACGAGAAGCGAUCUGAAGAAGCUCCCGACCCUGCCCACCAGAGUGUUGAAGGAGCACCCGUCCCUUGCUUACUGUGAGGACCGGGCCAUCGAGCAUUACAAGGCGCUGAAAGGGCUCACGCGAGGACAGGCCGUCAUACAGUACUUGACCUUGGUGGAAUCCCUUCCCACCUAUGGAGUUCAUUACUAUGAAGUAAAGGACAAGCAGGGCAUCCCGUGGUGGCUGGGGAUCAGCUACAAGGGCAUCGGUCAGUACGACCUACAGGACAGGCUGAAGCCCCGGAAGUUGUUCCAGUGGAAACAGCUGGAGAACCUCUAUUUUCGGGAGAAAAAGUUUGCUGUGGAGGUGCAUGAUCCCCACAGGAGGACCGUGACUCGACGCACAUUUGGGCAGGCUGGCCUGGUCAUCCACACGUGGUAUGCCACCCACUCUCUUAUCAAGAGCAUUUGGGUGAUGGCCAUCAGUCAGCACCAGUUCUAUCUGGACCGCAAGCAAAGCAAGGUGAAAAUCAACACGGCGAGGAGCUUGGGUGACAUCGCUAUGGACCUGACGGAGUCGGGGGUGCCAAGGGGCAGCAAGCUGGGCAUCACCGAGGGCAAGGACCGCCUCAUCAUGGCCAGCAACGGCAGCCUGGUCUCAGCAGGCUCCAUGGAUUCUGAGGUGAAUGAAGAGCAUAAGAAGGAGAAGAUCUCAGAGCUGAAGAGGAAGGAGAGGGAGCUGCAGGGUAUCCUGGACAAAAAGAUGGAGGAGCUGAAGAAGAUAUGCCUGAGAGAAGCCGAGCUGACAGGCAAGUUGCCCAAAGAGUACCCGCUCUCCUCUGGUGAGAAGACCCCGCAGGUGCGAAAGCGCGUCGGCACCACCUUCAAGCUGGAUGACGUUCUGAAUGACCAGGAUCCCUACCUGAAGAACCUGGAGGGCAGGUUUUCUCUGCAGCAGAAGAUUGUGGAAGCAGCCAAGAAACUGGCUGCAGAGACGGAGCCCUGCAAGACAGUGAAGAGGAAGAGGAAGAGGAACCUGCUAGAUGCCAUGAGGAUGCUGCAGGAGAUUGAGAAUGAGAUCAACGAGCAUCAGAUCAAGAUGGGCAAGAAGCCGACACAGCGGGUCUCGCUGCUAAUUGCAGAUGAGACUCUCACGGCCGACCUGACCUCCCUGGACAGCUUGACGCUGGAGGACGGUGAGCCGGCCGGGACCCGGCGGCAGCGGUCUCGCUCGGUUCAGUACUCCCCACAGUCAUCCAACGGGCCCAGUAGCGAGUACCAGCAGGACCGACGAGCCUCGGCCAAUGAGCAGCACCAUGACGUGGGCCUGGACAGCAGGCUGGCUUAUGCCAACAUGCCGGAGCCAUAUUACAGCCACAGGGACGCCCUGUCCACCCACAGCAGCCCCUGCAAGCCGUCAUCCCGGCAGGCACGUGAUUCUUGUAGCAUGCCCCCGACGCCCGUCAUGCCUCGCAACGCUUUCAGCAGCAUCCAGCUCAGGUCUGAUGACGGCCCGCAGCCUUUCCGGCACCGCAGUGGCAGCCUGGAGUCUCAAUCCCAGCACGCCAGCGACGUGGACCCGUACCAGCCUGGCUUCACACUGGCUCCCAGUCGCCGUAGUAACAGCACGGAGAUCUUGGACGACGGCUCAUCCUAUACCAGCCAGUCGAGCCUGGAGUACAGCGCCCCCAGUGGCGGGGCUGGCUCUCGGACCCGAGACCGCUGGCGCCACCGGAAGGGUAAUGUGUACGCCAGCGCGGGCAGCAUGCCUAACCUGGCACAAAGCGACUCGCGCUGCUACGGCUACAUGCCGCAGGCGUGCCAUACACCGACCGCCUUCUACGUGACGGGAUUCCCGCGCUAUGUGGAGCCCGAGCCCUACGCCAACGGCGGCUAUGUGUACGAGGCCGAGACUGAGGGCCAUUACAACGUCAACCCGUCCUACCCGGCAGCCAUCUACCACGGGCAUGACCGGUACGGCCGCUACGGCGACGACGAGGCUGACGGGCCACCGCAAAACCUGUAUGCCACACUGAGGCCCCCCCGUAGCCGGCCUACGGCCCCGCCCCCGGCACUGCGGCCUGAGCUUAUGGCCAGGAACAUCCAGAGGGCCCUGGUGGAGGAGCACCUGCGAGGCUGGUACAACCGCAGCCUGGGCAGCAAGCAGGCGGCACACGCCUACGAGCGCGGCUCCCAGCAGAGCCUGUCGCCACAGGCCGCGCCCCCCCCUUUCGGCCACGCCAGCCGGACUGUGUCCUACUCCUCAGUGUCCUCGGCGGUCAGCUCCAGGACCUGGCGGGGCCUCCAGGCUACGGGUCUGCCAGACUACGAGGUGGGGGUGACUCAACAGCAACAGGCCUACCCUGGCUCCUACAGCGCUGUGCACGGCAGAUUCAGCUCCUGCCGCAGCCCUGAGUGCCAGCGGCGGGGUCCCUUUGUCCCCGAUAGCCCUUCUUCCUCUGCCUCCUCUUCCUCCUCCUCCUCCAUGCUGUCCUCCCUCCUGCCCUCCUCUCCCUCCAGCACCGGCCACAGGCUCGACAGGCGUAAUAAGCAUGCCUAUGCUAAGUUUAGCCCACGCUAGUCGUACGUAGACAUGAACCAAAUUGAGCUGCCAGUCGGCAGCCACCUCAGCGGCACUUUGGACUCGGAUGCACAGAUGUUAUUCUGGCAUGAGGACUCCAAGCCUGGAACAAUAGUGUAGGGAGCCAGCGCUCCUCGAAGGCCGUUUCUAUAAACACACGUGCCUCCACGACAGGGCUGGGAUUUCUGAAGAAGCAGAGAGCUAAAACCGACAGGACCCAGAACCACAGGACAACAUGGGAAUCACAGAGCUGUGGUCUGUGCGGUCCUCUAGGAGCUGUGUACAGACAAACAGACGAAUAAGGAUCUUUUGUACAAGUUCAUGUAAAACAAUGUUGCUGACAUUUUGGGAUGAAAGUGGAGCGGGAUGUGGGGAUUUGACCAGUAAGGACCGGAUAGUAGCCAUGACCAUUUACACACCAGUUUUAUGGUUUGGAGAACCGUCAAUAUCCGUCACGGAGCCAUUGGACGGCAUUAUACUUUCAGUGGAUGUUCAGACUUGCAAAUUUGCGGAAACUGGGAAAACCAUUGCAGCCUGAAUGGUAUCCAGCACUGAACAGCCCGGUUCCUGCUCCCCAUUGAGUGUAUAGCGAUAGACGGCACUGACGUACUUUGAGGGGCUGACCGAGAAGCCUUUCACAAAUAGCACAUGGCUGGCCAUCUCACCGGCUUUCUGUGCCAUCUUCUACCACUGAUCCCGGGCCCCUUUCUGCGUGUUCUGCAUUUCCAGGCCUGGCAUUAUCUGCGUUCCGGCCAAGCAACACACGCCUUCAGGGAUGGACCAGGUGUUUGUCGGUUCUAGACUCUGAUCAUGGUUUGAGUCCCUUUUGCUUCUUCUGAUAACAUUCCAGCCUCUAUAGCUUUCCUUGGAUUCGUUAGGUGUAUAAGAGAUCAUCGAGAAGAACAGCCAUCGCAUUCCAUGCUGGAAUCCAUGGACCGGUGCUCCUUUCUUUGAAAAAUUUCCAUGUAAAUAUUAACACUGUAUAUAGGAUGUUUUAAAAAUUUUUAUUGUUUAGUUGUUUGUGAACUUUGUCUUUUAAAGCAUGUAAUAUAUAGUCAACGAUCCCAAUUUGGUAAGCUGGUUCUUAGAAUUUGUAUUAAAAAUCAGUUGAAUUGAA